Molecule: messenger RNA, 1587 nt
Organism: Gongylonema pulchrum
Lineage: Eukaryota; Metazoa; Nematoda; Chromadorea; Rhabditida; Gongylonematidae
Source: the annotation of a GenBank genome assembly
AUGACUGAGAUUAUGGUGAUCUCAAGCAAGGCGAAAAAGAAAAAUCCAAUCAAGACUCAGUUCAAGCGAAUUGUGCCGCCCAAAGUUAAGCUGAUACCGAUGUCACCAGUAGAAUCACCAGCAGCAUCUCAUUCCGAAAACUGCGCUACUGAACGUUCGGAACAGGUGCAAUGUCCGUCCAGGAAGGGUGUAAGGAAGAAAUCAAAUUCGUCGUUGAAGCAGAACAGAUCUGGCAAGAAGCACUUGUGCACGUCAUCAAAUCAGGCGAAGAGCUCAUCAUCAAAAGGGACAAGAAGUGAGCGAGCUAAAUCUACCGCGAAAGGUGCGCCUUCUUCGAAAUCUUCUGCCAGUAUUUCAGGAAAGAGUUCUAGUGGGGAUAGGCCAACUGAAACUUGUGGAAAAAUUUAUGAAAAAUCGCUUGCUUGUGAUCGAAAGAUCACUGGCCGAGAACCGGCUGUAUCCGGCAAUCGUCGAUCACCGACACAGGUGUGCCAAACAGAUGAACGAGGUGGCCUGCUGAAAAAACGCUUAUUGUUCCGUUGCCGAACAACUGGUGAUAAGAAUGAUGAUAACGAUGAUGCAAAUGAGGACGGGCGAAAAGCAGGCGGAGAAAAUGAUGAUGAAGCAGCAGCCGCAACAACAGUGCCCCUAGUCGGAAGAGAUGAAGCAGCAGCAACGGCCGUGAAUUGUCCAGAUUUUUCGUCGCAGAACCAUCAUCAUCCAAGCCUCGGGAAGACAGCUCGGGAAGAAGCUACUGUUCCAGAUACUAUCGAUGCUUGUGGCAGAGAGCAAUCUGAAAAAUCUAUCUUGACGGAUCCGGUCGCCCCGAUGGGCUCGCAGAAUUCCACAGCCAACAGCAAGCAUACCACUGAUAAGUUGCCGGUCGAAAAUGAACAGCUUGCCAACACCGAAAGUGCUGCAAAAGAUACUGCGGACCAGAUGGCGACCCAUGGCGAUGCGAAGGUAGCCCUCGACUUGGUGAGUGGACUUGCAGCUGGUCAGCAAAAGGCGGGGAAAUCAGCUGGAGGACAAGUGAAAGGUCAGAAAAGCUCGAGUUCUUCGGAAGAAGAGGAGGACGAGGAGGAAGCUUCCACAGAAAGUCGACAUCUUCCAGUGCAGUUGGUACGCCGAUCCUCCGAGGAAGGCUUCCAUCAGGUUGUCAAAUUUACGAAGCAUGCAGCGCAACGACUAAAAGCAACCGCCGCAAAGCCAAAGCAAAUUAUUUCGCCGAAGAAUGAAAAGAAAUCCGAACAAGCGACAAAGGAGCAGAAUUUGCCAGUGACUGAAGAGGAGGCAAAAAAUCAGGGCCGCAAAAAGUGCGAUGGCUUAGAUGAGAAAUCGAACUGCAUUAAAAUCAUGCCUGAGCUCCACUCUUUGACUGAAAAUUCUUUCGACAAAACUCCUACUCCUGUUGAUACUGCUCCAUUUGAUACUCGUGGUAUUACGGGUAAUCAAACAUUUUUGGAUCGUUUUCCCGUUGGCCAAAAUGAAGCCGACACAAGUUUGAAAGAGCCAUGUAACAAGCAAAAGCGGCAGCAGCCAAAUCCUGAAGAAGUCACCUGUUCAGACUCCAAAACGUUAGUUUGA